UCUCAUGUUCCGGUCAUAUGUUAGGAGUUUGUAGACUCGUUGGCUUACAUCAUGUAGCAGUAAGUUAAUGAGCGUCCUCUCGCUAUCUCCAAGCCGCAGACAUGGCUCUGUCUCUGGGAUGGCUCUUGUCUCUGGCCGCAGGUGUUUUCUCCGCUCAUGUUUUGCAGAAACUCUGCUUCCCAUACUUUUGGAGUGACCUCCUCUUUCUGUUGAAGGUGAUCACCUACGGUGUGAAGCUGGAGCUGUUCAAGAUGACAUCAAGCGUGUGCACGGUUCUGGAGAAGUUCAUCCAGCAGGCGCACCGCAUCCCCAACAAGCCGUUUGUCAUCUACGAUGAAAGCAUCCACACCUACCGGGACAUCGAGCGACGCAGCAACAGACUCGCUAAUGUGUUCCUCGAGAGAGUGAGUCUGAAGAGAGGAGACUGCGUUGCCUUGCUCAUGAGCAACGAGCCCGACUUCUUGUGCGUUUGGUUCGGGUUGGCGAAGAUCGGCUGCUCUGUCGCUUUCCUCAACAUCAACAUCAAGUCCAAGUCUCUGCUGCACUGCUUUAACUGCUGUGGAGCCAAAACUCUGAUUGUUGGUUCAGAUUUAGUGGAAUGUCUGGACGGCAUCCUGAUCAGCCUGUUGGAGGACAACAUUCAGGUGUGGGCCAUGAAGAGUCAGAGUGUGCACCCACAGGUGCACACUCUGUUGGACAAGAUCGAUGCUGCCUCUGACCAGCCUGUACCAGCUGCAUUACGUGUCACCACCUCCCUCAAAUCCCCCACCCUCUACAUCUUCACCUCUGGAACAACUGGGCUCCCUAAGGCUGCAGUGGUCACUCACCUCCAGAGCUUGAAGGCGGCAGCAGGUUUUUGGGCAUUUGGGGCGACUAAAGAUGACGUGAUUUACAUCCCUCUGCCGCUCUACCACAGUGCAGCUUCCUUGAUAGGUAUAGGAGGAACCAUAGAGCUGGGUGCGACCUGCAUCUUGAAGAAGAGGUUCUCAGCCUCCCAGUUCUGGAAUGACUGCAGGAAACAUGAAGUGACUGUUUUCCAGUAUAUCGGUGAGCUCUGCAGAUACCUCUGCAACCAGCCUAAGACAGAGGUGGAUAAAGUUCACAAGGUGCGAAUGGGAGUCGGGAACGGGCUGCGGCAGGAUGUCUGGCGGGAGUUCCACUGUCGCUUUGGAGCCAUUAAAAUGUGCGAGGUGUACGGCUCCACUGAGGGAAACCUUUGUUUCAUGAACCACAUCGGCAAGAUUGGAACUGUGGGUCGCUCCAACUUUUUCUACAGGCUCCUGUUCAAGUAUGAUCUUGUAAAGUAUGACUUGGUGAAAGAUGAACCAUUGAAAGAUCAGUAUGGUUUCUGUCAGCGAGUGGAGAGGGGUGAAACAGGGCUUUUAUUGUCCAAAGUGAGUGCCAUGAGCCCGUUCUUUGGCUAUGCUGGAAGCAAGCAGCUGACUGAGAAGAAGCUGAUGAGAAAUGUGUUCAUGAAGGGAGACGCCUAUUUUAACACAGGAGACCUCAUGGCUGAAGACCAGGAGGGCUUUAUCUGUUUCAGAGACAGAGUAGGAGACACCUUCAGGUGGAAGGGUGAAAAUGUAGCAACGACAGAGGUAGCAGAGACUCUUGGGCUUGUGGAUUUUAUUCAAGAAGUCAAUGUGUAUGGAGUGGAAGUACCAGGGCAUGAGGGCAGAGCAGGAAUGGCUGCCAUGAUUGUAAGACCAGGCCUCACAUUCAAUGGGAAGAAACUGUUUCACACUGUGGUGAGGGAUCUGCCAGCGUACGCUCGUCCACUGUUCAUAAGGCUUCAGGAGUUCAUGGAAAUGACAAGCACCUUCAAGCAGCAGAAGUUCCAGCUGGUGCAGAGCGGCUUCAACCCUUCAACAAUUUCUGAUCCUCUCUAUGUGUUGGACUACGAGCAGAAGAGCUACAUUUCUCUAACAGACAGUAUCUACCUGAGCAUUGUCUCCGGAGAACGCAAGCUAUAAAUGACAGCGCACAACACAGCGAAAAGAGGGACAGAAAUUAGCUCUGCUUAUUGCAGUAUUUUAUAUUUAAUAGAAACCAGUGAGCUGACAAUCAUGUAGAAUUAUUUACCUGGACACGUGAACAGUAAUAUGCCUUAGAUUAGAUCAACAAUAUGAACCGGAGUGUUUCACAGUGAAACAACUCCUUAAAUUUUUUAAUGCUUAAUUUACCCUUCAACACAUCAAAAGCUUCCCCUGAAACAAGGUAGUUGUUAUGGUAACCAGAAAUCCCUUCAUUUGUCCAUUAAUUUGAAAAAAUGAAACACCUUAUUUAAAAGCCCUUAACAGAUGAGUGUAUAAUUUCCAUUGACGUCUAGUGGUGAGGGUUGUGAAUUGCAAUGAAUUGUAAAAAUACUCCUCACUCACCGCCCCCCCUCCUCUAUCUAAGCACAUAAAAUAGCUACAGUGGCCGACACAGGACAAAAGAGAGUAGCCAGUCGAGAAAUUAGAUAGAUUUGUUUAGAUAGAUAUAUUAAGAAAUUAUAUUUACCUAAUUAUUCAAUAAAACCAUAUGUUAUUGCGAAUAUUAUCAUUAAUUGUCCGUCAAACAACAGCAACAUCAAAAAAUUAAGUGCUAUAUGAUGUUGCAUGUUAUGUUCCUAUAAUCUGGUCUAAGUAAAUGAAGAACAUCUCAAAAACUAUUUUAUCUAGUAUGACCACUGACAAAAAAUUUAAACUCACUGUUUCUGCACCUUUAUAAACCACAUUUAUGAAAGCAUUGUCAAGGCUCCUCUCCACACGGUUAUCAUAACGCUGUCAGCUGUAAAGUGUUUUCCACUAGAACAGUAAAAUGUGAAGUUAAAUUGGCUGAUCGGAACUUCCAUGCUGUACUAUUUUAUUGCCAAUGACAGUGAUUCGUGAGCUGAUUGUCUCACGAAUGUAACCGGUACUUUUCUGUCCACGUAGCGAGGCCAACACAGUGUUGAAGAAUAAUUUAAAAAAUUACAAUCCAACUAAAUGUUUUUUGUAGGGCAGUAAAAGUUAAGCUGUCUCAUCUGAGCUUCCAUUCUGUAGGCUUUAUUGCCUAUUAAUCAGCUGAUUGUCUCACGAACGCAAGUGGCACAUUUCUCGUAAGUUGAUGUAGCAAAGCCAUGACACACACUGGAGAACAGUUAAUGAAAUUAUAAUCCAGCUAUAUAUUUCACAACAUUGACAGGUGAAACAUGUCACUUCUCUCAGUGAUUAUGCCCAGCUUCUAUCUAAAGCUAUUAAACAACAGUUUUCAUUUGCAUCGCUAAAGGUGGACUAACUUAAUUACCUGUCCAGCAGAAAACAGGGAACUUCAGCUCCGCUUUGAAAAUAUUUGUCCAGCAUCAGUGCCUUCUAUCUGGGAAAAUUCACAAUGAAUAUAUCCUUUAUUUCUGCCGUCAUCUGUCUGUAUCUGUCCCGACUUCGCCUGGCUUCAUCAUGUUUUGCACGUGCUAAAUAAUAGGUGUGCUCCUCCAUUUGUCCAAAUUGCACUUCUCUUCUUACUUCUUAUAAACCAGAUGACUACUCAGAGACUGUAUAUUAUUAUUACAGGCAUCUGCAUUGCCGGAAUUACAUAGUAAACACGCUCUGGAGAGCAGUUUGUCUGUUUUCGGCCACUGUAGAAACAUGGCGACCUCCAUGUAAGGGGAACCUGCAGUUAAGUAGAUAUAAAUGGCUCAUUCUAAGGUAAUAACACGGUUCAUUAUGUAAGGUCUUUAUACACCACUGAAAACAUAGUUAUUAUAUUGCACUGUCAAUAAAUCCUCAGAAAUAUUACACACUGAACCUUUAAUCCAUUAAUAAUCAGUUAAAGGUGUUAUUCAGGUUGGGGAUUUGGUUUUUAUUAAGGGUCUAAAAUAUUUUCAGGUACAAAUGAAUUAUAUUUUUAUAGGUUUUAAUAGGUCUAUACAAUACCCUAAUUGGGACUAAAAUAAUGAAUACAUUUAUAAUAAUUAAUGUAGCAACCUUAAACUGUGCAGAUAAUCCAUUCAAAUACCUUUAAUAUAAUAUAUUUUUCCAUUAAAUUGUACACUGAUAGUUCCCCUAAAUUCCCAUUAAAGUGCCUUAAAUACAUCAGUACUCACUGAUAAAUUGAUUUAUUGAUUGAUUAACUUUAAGGGAUUCAGUUUAAUAGCUUAAGAAAUGAUUGAUCAAAUGUGGAUUGUAACUUUUGUAACAAACAAAAGAAAUGGUUCACAGAUGUGUUUUUGCAGCUUACCUGGCACUUUGUCAAAUGUUAAUUUGAUCAACAUUUAUCCAGAUAUUUAGUUUUCACUGAUUUUACUGUAGCCAAUCAGAUUUGAAUCCACAAUUUCCCACAUUAUAUCUACCAAUCACAGCACACACUGUAUGUUUGUUCAGUUCAUAUUUUGUAUUUAGGAAAUAAAAAUAACCAUAUAUUGUCUUGACUGUCUUGACUGAUUUGAAAAUAAAGUCCCCAUACUGCCAAGAUCAA
Micropterus salmoides (largemouth bass) is the source of this 4437-nucleotide messenger RNA. RefSeq names its product solute carrier family 27 member 6 (gene slc27a6). The record is from RefSeq and is a predicted model, not a curated record. The transcript has 10 exons. Gene Ontology annotation, molecular function: long-chain fatty acid-CoA ligase activity; long-chain fatty acid transmembrane transporter activity. Bases 102 to 1973 code for a protein of 623 amino acids. NCBI's taxonomy places the organism in Eukaryota, Metazoa, Chordata, Actinopteri, Centrarchiformes, Centrarchidae.